Messenger RNA from Chelonus insularis, 3082 nucleotides. RefSeq lists its product as uncharacterized. Gene Ontology annotation, cellular component: cytoplasm. The transcript is spliced from 6 exons. The record is from RefSeq and is a predicted model, not a curated record. Gene Ontology annotation, molecular function: glycosyltransferase activity. NCBI's taxonomy places the organism in Eukaryota, Metazoa, Arthropoda, Insecta, Hymenoptera, Braconidae. The coding region runs from base 633 to 2447 and encodes 604 amino acids.
UUUUGUAAUAUUCGAUAAUGAAUAAAAAAAUUGAACGAUAUAUUCCAAUAAUGAUAUCUAGAAACUCAAAUAACGGUCGCAUGCUAAAUUCAUCUGCACAUUCGUAAAAUCGAUUCGUCGGAUGACGCUUGCGCAUCUGUAUUUUUCGGUGAUUAAGUAUACAAUACAAAAUAUAUUUACUACAGAGUAAAGAAUCGUAGCGUUAACGUGCUAACAACGGUUCUGAGAACUACCCAACAUAGAAUUUAUAUAAUAUUGCUGUGAUUAACGUUUGUUCCAUACAUAAACAAAUUUAUUGCAAACAUUUAUUAUCUAGUGAAGUAUAAACAUUUUUUUACUACUUUUUAUUUUAGCUAAAUUUUUGUAUAAGUUCAAACGUGGUGAAAAUAAUAGAGGAUAAAAACAAAAAUGUAAAACAAUGAUGAAUAAUUACUGAAAUGUUGCAAAAAAAUCUGAUGACAGUAAAUUUAUUUAUUAAUAAUUACCAAUGUAUCAACUAAGCACAAGUUGGCACGACCUAGUACAAUGAAAUAUUGCCAACAAUCAAUAACAAAGGAUGAUGAUAGAAUAUCUACAAUAGAAUCAACAAGCAUCCUCACAUGAUCGCCAAUAAAUAAAUCUGAAAGCAGAGGAUGGGAACAAGAAGAACUGGCCCAGGAAUAGUUUCUAGUGGAAGCGGAUCUAGUAUCUCAACCAUGAGUUUCGGACGUUCAAAUGCUGGCGUGCUAAAAGACAGAGCCAAUAUGUCUUUCAUGUUGGUAGUUAUGUUUUUUGCAGUAUUUGGAGUAAUUGUCUUGACAGAAAUAUUUCUCAUUGAUGAGAAACGUGGGAAUGGAGGAACAGGUGCUUUUGGUGGCCACAGAAGCGGGCAUCGUCUUACGUCAUCGCUCGAUCGACCGGAUUAUGAAGAAGUUAUAGCUGAUGAUUACGCAACCUUGAAAGGAGGAUUCGAUGCACAAAUUGGUUUGCUUUUGAUGAAUAGUAAUGCUGAGUCCAAAGCUAUUGAAUCUAUUCCAUCCGAUCCACGAAGUUUGUCGAGUCUACCACCAAGCGUUGAGCUUAAAUUACCAGCUCUUGAUCAAAAUUUACCAAUGACCGAUGCAGAAUGGCUUCCAGUCACGAAUACCAGAUACAAAUUCUUCGUAUACUCAGCAUAUUAUGAUGAUAGAGUCAUCAGCGGUAGAGGGAUAUUCAACUCUAAUAGUGGGCAAAUAUCAUUCAAACAAAAGGGGAAAUCAUCAAAUAAAUCUCCUGGCUUAAUACGAAUUAUCGGUGCUACAAAAACCAAGACUCCAGAUGGAGUAUGGUGUAGAUUAUGGUAUCGUGUUGAACGAAACGCAACAAACAUUACUGCUUCAGUUACAGUUGCAGCAAAGAUAAAAGUUAUACGAGAGAAUUGGAGCUUAAAAUACAGUGCUUGCUUUGUUAUUUGUCCAUUACCGCCAGUACCACCCAUUGAAUCACCAGAUCCAAAAGCUACAUUAACCCCAGAAGCUGUUAGUGUUGUUGCUAAAUUGCGCACAUUACCAACAAAUCGAAUUUUCAUUCAAAAUCGUCCAAAGGACAGACCAACUUCAAGGGGUAAACUUGCCAUUUGUGUUAAGCCUCUUCAUUAUGAUUACAACAGAGUUUUACAAUUAAUAGAAUUUAUCGAGCUUCAUCGACUCCUUGGAGUGAGUCAUUUUACUCUUUACAAUGACACAGUCGGGACAGAAGCCGGAUGUGCACUGAAAUAUUAUGAAAACCAAGGAAUUGUCAGUUUUCUGCCUUGGCAUCGUUUGGAUAUGAUAUCACAGCGUGAAAUUCGGACAGAAAACUUGUUUGCUGCGCUGAAUGAUUGUUUAUAUAGAUCCAUGUAUAAAUAUGAAUAUAUUGCUCUUUUGGACCUUGACGAAUUUAUUAUUCCACGGCAUAAUGAUACGAUACCGCAGCUUAUACGCUGGAUAUCUAGUAAAGUUAAUCCUAAAACUAGUAGCGCCUUCUCCUUUCAAAACGCAUUUUUUUACCUCCAGUGGGCUGAUGAUCCUUGGAUAACAGUUAGUAAAACACCCACUGAAGCUGGACUCAUCACAUUAAGAAAAACACGACGUAAAUCAAAACUUCAUCCUCACAAACAACGCUCUAAAUAUAUUUGUAAACCACGAGAUAUUGUUGAAGCUGGCAAUCACUUUGUCUGGGAGUUUUUAGCUGGACAUGGAACUCUUAAUGUUCCAGCAGAUGCAGCAAUACUUCAUCAUUACAGAGUUUGUGAAUUUGGUGGCGAUGAUUGUGUCAAAACGCCAUCAAUAAUAGAUAGAACUGCUUAUAAAUAUCGUGAUAAAUUAGCAGAUGCAGUAGACAAAGUAUGGAUGGAACUUGAAGAAAAUUGUGUUCUUCCUGAGCUUGAAGCAGUUCCUGCGCUAUCUCCACUCGUUCCAAGUAGCCCAAAUGAUAUACAAACGAGGUAGCAUCCAAAUUUUAUAACGAUCUAAUUCUUAUCAACAUUAUAACACGACAGCACAUUUUUUUCAUCGAUGAUAAUUCGAAAGAAAAUGAGACUUAUCAAAGUAUUGAAGCAUAUCUAUAUUAAAAAAUUGAUAUAAAAAUAAACGUCAUUAAGCUCAAUGCUGUGAAAAUAGAAUAAAAAAUAUUGCGGCCAACAAUUACAACAGAAUAUUCGCAGUAAUUUUUAGAAUUUUUUAAAAUAUUUUUAAUUGUUUUUAAUUAUUUUUUUAAACUGUAAUCAAUUCACUGGUACUAAUUGAUUUCAUAUGUAAAUAUCAAAAUUAAAAAUUGCUCAAUAUUCAUGGCCAAUAAUACUAAUUUACCAUAAAUGCUUAAACAACAAAAUGCAUAUAUUUUAGUUAACAAAGAUUCACCUGAGAUUGCAAAUAUAUAAACAGUUGCAAUUACGUCACAAUUACAGAUUAAUUUAGCUAUUUUAUGUAAAAAAAAUGUGUCGUAAUUAUAUUAAUCAUAAUAAUUUUAUUCAUACUGGUGCUUAAAUAAAUUUGGGCCAUCAUGGAAAUCAACACUAUUUGUGAUGAUUAAAUUAAUUUAUAAUUAAUAUAAACUCAUUAACUUAACAAUCUAUUAACUAAAU